GAUGAAGAAGAAGAGGAUGAUGAUGAUGAAGAAGAAGAAGAAGAGGAUGAUGUUGAUGAAGAAGAAGAAGAGGAUGAUGAUGAUGAUGAAGAAGAAGAGGAUGACGAUGAAGAAGAAGAAGAAGAAGAAGAGGAUGAUGAUGAUGAAAAAGAAGAAGAGGAUGAUGAUGAAAAAGAAGAAGAAGAAGUAGGAUGAAAAAUAAGAGGAAUUCCAGUCCAGCAAAAAGUGUUCCUGCAGAGAGCUCCACUAUUUCUUUGACAGUUCUUUGACAGUUCCUUGACAUUUACAGUGGUUGCAACAUUGUAUCUAUUUGUUUCCGAAUAAAAACAUCUG
This is a messenger RNA of Staurois parvus, 333 nucleotides long. NCBI's taxonomy places the organism in Eukaryota, Metazoa, Chordata, Amphibia, Anura, Ranidae. The record is from the annotation of a GenBank genome assembly.